Messenger RNA from Populus nigra (black poplar), 1431 nucleotides. RefSeq names its product transcription factor MYB62-like. The record is from RefSeq and is a predicted model, not a curated record. Gene Ontology annotation, biological process: regulation of DNA-templated transcription. Gene Ontology annotation, cellular component: nucleus. Lineage: Eukaryota; Viridiplantae; Streptophyta; Magnoliopsida; Malpighiales; Salicaceae. Bases 275 to 1195 code for a protein of 306 amino acids. Gene Ontology annotation, molecular function: DNA-binding transcription factor activity; catalytic activity; sequence-specific DNA binding. The transcript is spliced from 3 exons.
CCAACCCCAUCACCAAAAACUCCAUCCCCUUCACUUGUAUAUAAAGGCAAGAGAGUGCGGGGAGGAAAGUGCAAUUGAAGUUCAAUGUUUAAUGCUCUCUAAGGCACAAGCAGAUAGCUUGAACCUCGUUAUAGUGGUCUGUAAAUUUCUGGCACUUCUCUGUUUUAGUGCUACUUCUCAAACGCACUAAUUAGACCUUGACCAAAACGUCCCUGUCUCUCUCUUUUUGUCACACGAUACGUGCCGAUAUUAUCCACAAAAUACGAGAGCAUCAAUGCUUGGUGUUCGAAAGAGGAUUUGCAAUCCUAGAGAAGAAGAAAGUGAGCUGAGAAGAGGUCCAUGGACUCUUGAAGAAGACACGUUGCUCACUCAUUACAUUACUCGUCAUGGUGAAGGUCGUUGGAACAUGUUAGCAAGAGGUGCAGGACUGAAGAGAACUGGAAAGAGUUGCAGAUUAAGAUGGCUGAAUUACCUAAAACCUGACAUCAAGCGUGGUAAUCUUACUCCACAAGAACAGCUUUUGAUUCUUGAACUGCACUCCAAAUGGGGUAACAGGUGGUCAAAGAUUGCACAACAUCUGCCUGGAAGAACAGACAACGAAAUCAAGAAUUAUUGGAGGACAAAGGUGCAGAAGGAGGCACGCCAACUUAACAUUGAAGCUAAUAGUAAGAGGUUUCUUGAUGCUGUUAGGAGUUACUGGAUGCCAAGAUUGAUUCAGAAAAUAGAGCAGGCUUCUUAUUCUUCUUCCUUGACAACACUUGAUUCAACAGCUGAUCGUGAAGUCAGGUCUACAUCAUCCAAUCUCCCAGUUCAUAAUUCCUCGCCAACGUUGCUAUGCCCUCCAGAAAGCAGAUUUACACACUGCUCAAAUCCUGGCAGUGAAAAUUCAUUCUCAUUCACAAGCCCCUAUCUUCUUUCUACAAAUUCCAACACGGUAUCACAGCAGCCUGAUGAAAUUCUUGAAAACCCAUCUUGUUCACCUCUACUUGGUGAUACUGUCUGCAACAACUUGAUUCUGAGUGACACUUACAAUAAGGAGGGCAGUAGCUAUGACAUGGAUGUAUUCAAUGUGGCUUCUGCUGGUAUGGGCACUCAUGACAAUUCACCACUGGAAUGUCAGGUGGCUGAAGGCAAUUGGGUGUUUGACAGCAUGGAAGAUACUUUAUGGAAUAUGGAUGACAUGUGGGUUUUUUAGGGACUUGAGAGAAACAGGCAUCUAAUUCUAGGGUGGGGUGGCGGCCCCUGCUAUCAAGUUUAGGGUCCUUUCUAUUAAUCAUGCUGACCCAGCCUUGAAUACUUAUCCGCAUUGGAUAUAGAAUAGUUAAUAAAUAACUCCAGCAUUGUCGUAGCUGUAGAAGGAUGUAAUAAUCUUGCCCCCUAUCUAUAUACGUCUAGAAAGAUCAGUAAAUAUAGCAGUUAAUGUUGAUUUUA